CGCCCUUCUCCCCCCCCCCCCUCCUUCCCCUCUCCCCUUUCCCCUCCUUCCCUGUCCCCAUCUGUCCCGCGCUGGAUCCUGGCCAUGCUUGCUCGCUCGGCCCUCCUUUCGCGGACCCUCAUUGGCACGGCCUCGGCCGCUGCCCGGGUGCCGGCCAUGCUUGCCACCGCCCCCGGCCCCCGCUGCCUCGGAGGGCUUCUGGCGCCACGCGUGGGCCUCGCGCCGGGCACCUUUGGCGCCACCCUCGCCACCCGGGACUUCUCCUCGGCUCGCCGGAAGGCCGGGAUCACCCGGCAAUUCGGCGAUGGGUCCACCCCCUCCCGGCCGAGGCCCUCAUUUAGCGCACGUAUCGGACAAACUCGCACCAGCGCCUCGAAGGAGAUCUUCCAGCACCAGCAGCGCGUCCAGCAGGCAUCGGGAAUGGGCCGCGCCGGUGCUUCGGCUGCAGCCUCCCGCAAGGGCAAGCUGCUGUCCAUUCCUGCGGCCGUGGCGCGGACCCGUCGUCGUCGGGAGGAUGCCGCCGCGGCGGCCGCCGCUGCCAGUGGCACCGCUGGGCCUGGCUCCGGCGGAAGCUCGCGCACUGAUCGCGAAAUUAUGACUCUCAUCCGGAAUCAGAAGGUCGCACGCUUCUCCGUCCCGGAUGACGCGCAACUGCGCGGGCAAACUGCCUCCGUCAUCAAUCGCCUGAUGACCCCCGAGGACAAGAGCCUGCAGGAGAUGUUCCGCACCGGCUUUUCCAAGGUGGUCUUCUGCAACCACCCGGCCGACUUCCCCUACUCCGAUGAGCAGAAGCGCGAGUCCCCGAACCCCAACAAGCGCCGUCGCCGCGUCGGCACGGAAAUUGCUUUCCUCGGCCGUUCCAAUGUCGGCAAAUCCUCGCUGCUCAACCGCCUGACUGGCAGCACCUUUGCCCCGGUCAGCGAUCGCCCGGGUGAGACGCGGACUUUCAACUUCUACCGUGUCAAGGGCCUCGAGGGCAUUGGCCCGACCAAGGCCGACCAGCCGGAAAAUCGCGCCGUCCUCGUUGAUCUGCCCGGCUAUGGGUUUGCCUUCGGCCGUGCGGCCCGCGUGCACUCCUGGCGCAGGAUGAUGCUGGAGUUUGCCGCCUUCCGACCUGGACUCUCGCGGGUUUUCCUGUUGGCCGAUGCCCGUCACGGUCUGAAGGCCAGCGAUCGCGACUUCAUCCGGCGCUUCGAGAAUUGCCCCACCCCCCCACCGGGAUGGGUCCCGCCGCGCCCGGUUCGGCCGACCGUCCCCCCGGAGCCUGGCACCACCAUCACCAAGGAGGGCGAUGUUUGGCCCCCUCUGCUGGCCGAUACGCCGCUUGAUGCCGGGGCCCUGUCCGACGAUGACCUGGAGUCUGGACCAACCAUCUACAAGUACAAUCGCGCUAAGUUCCAGGUUGUCCUGACCAAGUGCGAUCUGGUCAAGGAACGCGACCUCCUGCAAGUGGCCCAGUCCAUUGAGAAGGAACUCGCGGACUACAAGUAUGCCGUUAAGGAAGUUAUGUUUGUGAGUUCGCGCACGGGUGCCGGUGUGGCCCAGCUCCGCCGCGAGGCGGCCUCCUGCUUCGGACUGCGCCUUGUGAAUCCGUCCGGAACGUCUGCCAAGAACACCUCGGCCCCCGGCGACCAUGCCCAGCAGCCUGUCGUUCCGGUUGCCCCCGUGCCCAGCUCUGCUGAGGACACCUCGGCUGGACCUGCGUCGCCUGCUCCAUCGGCUCGGGUUCUCGACCCGGAGGUGGUCGAGCGGAGGAAGGCCAAGAAGAAGGCCAAGAAGGCCAACAAGAAGCAGGACGGCCUCUUCGUCAAGUAUGAAUACGUCUCGCGCAAGGACCUAGACAAGCGUGGCCGGUGAAAGUCGGGAUUGUCGUCCUCCCCAUCCAUCAGGGCUACCAUUCUUCUCACUCCCC
Messenger RNA from Fonticula alba, 1912 nucleotides. RefSeq lists its product as hypothetical. The transcript is spliced from 5 exons. Gene Ontology annotation, molecular function: GTP binding. Bases 85 to 1857 code for a protein of 590 amino acids. The record is from RefSeq and is a predicted model, not a curated record. Lineage: Eukaryota; Rotosphaerida; Fonticulaceae.